AUGGACAAUACUAAUUUGGUGGAGAAUGAUUUACAUUCACGUCAAAAAAUAGAUUUUGAAAGUGAAGAUGGGAUAUUGUCUUCAAAUGUUGAUAUAAAAUCUCUUCAUUCUAAAAUUGAUGAAGAGGCAAUACCAAAGAGUAAACGAACAAUUCAAAUGAGAGUAGGAGAUACUGGUGGUAUACUUGAAUAUCUUCAAAGUAUGCAAUUAGAAGACCCUGCUUUUGUUAGUGCCAUGCAAGCUGAUGAAGAUGACAUGAUAACCAAUAUCUUUUGGGCAGAUGGAAGAAUGAUGACAGAUUAUUUCUAUUUCGGUGAUGUUGUUUCCUUUGACACAACUUACGAAAAAAAUAACGAGUGUCGACCGUUCACAAUGUUUCUUGGGGUGAAUCAUCACAAGCAAACUAUUAUCUUUGGAGCUGCACUAUUAUACGAUGAAACUACUGAAACUUUUGCUUGGUUAUUUGACACUUUUGCUAAAACAAUGUUAGGAAAAAAGCCAAAGACUAUUCUUACUGACCAAGACGCAGCAAAGGAAAAACCUUUAGAGUCUUAA
Messenger RNA from Humulus lupulus (European hop), 555 nucleotides. Its product is annotated as protein FAR-RED IMPAIRED RESPONSE 1-like. The transcript has 2 exons. The record is from RefSeq and is a predicted model, not a curated record. Bases 1 to 555 code for a protein of 184 amino acids. NCBI's taxonomy places the organism in Eukaryota, Viridiplantae, Streptophyta, Magnoliopsida, Rosales, Cannabaceae. Gene Ontology annotation, biological process: regulation of DNA-templated transcription.